AUGAUUAAGUUAUUUUCGCUUAAACAACAAAAAAAAGAUGAAGAAGGCUCGGCACGAGCUGGUGGUUCACAAAAAAAGGCAUCAGCAGCUCAGUUGCGAAUUACAAAGGAUUUAAAUGAAUUAAAUCUACCUAAGACAUGUAGUACAGAAUUUCCAGAUCCAGAUGAUUUGCUUAAUUUUAAGCUUAUAAUAUGUCCUGAUGAAGGUUUCUAUAGAGGAGGAAGAUUUGUAUUUAGUUUUAAGGUAGGUCCCAACUACCCACAUGAGCCACCCAAGGUCAAAUGUGAAACAGCAGUCUACCAUCCUAAUAUUGAUUUAGAAGGCAAUGUGUGCCUUAAUAUACUUAGAGAAGACUGGAAACCAGUUCUUACAGUAAAUUCUAUAGUGUAUGGACUACAGUAUUUAUUCCUGGAACCAAACCCAGAAGAUCCCCUAAAUAAAGAAGCAGCAGACGAACUCCAAAGCAACCGAAGACUGUUCGAACAACACGUACAACGAGCUAUGCGAGGCGGCUACGUCGGUUCCUCAUACUUUGAACGGUGCCUCAAGUGA
This is a messenger RNA of Parnassius mnemosyne (clouded apollo), 552 nucleotides long. NCBI's taxonomy places the organism in Eukaryota, Metazoa, Arthropoda, Insecta, Lepidoptera, Papilionidae. The record is from the annotation of a GenBank genome assembly.